Messenger RNA from Schistocerca cancellata (South American locust), 771 nucleotides. RefSeq lists its product as uncharacterized. The record is from RefSeq and is a predicted model, not a curated record. The transcript has 6 exons. Bases 1 to 771 code for a protein of 256 amino acids. NCBI's taxonomy places the organism in Eukaryota, Metazoa, Arthropoda, Insecta, Orthoptera, Acrididae.
AUGACGCGGCCGUCGACACGCAAAUACGCCGCGCCUGCUCUUAUCAGGGCACGCAUCUGCCCUCGCGGCAACAACAACAACAACAAAGUGUGGGCGUGCGCCGAGAACUGCCCGGGCUCUCGGAGUCACCGGCCGCACUCGCUUUCUGCUUACCAUUUGGCUGGAGAACGGGGCAAUCCCCUGGAGCUGGAACGACUGCUGCCUGCGAGAUCGACGGCGACUCUUCCAGCGAAGAAACCGAUGCGGCAGAAUUCGGAAUCCAGCACCCUCUUCUCCAGGGGCUUCUGGCACGACGUCUUCUCCAAGGGCCGUUCGCUGUCGCUGAGCCACAUCGAGCAGGCCGGGGUGGAGCAGGAGCGGCCCGCCGCCCACGCAGCCAGCAGCAGCGCGGGGCUCACGCCGGCCGCGCGCGCCGUCCAUCCAGGCAUGUGCGUCUCAGUGGGCCCAGGAUUCCCCAGCCUUGGCUCUGGGGUUCCCCCGGCGGCCAUGUCUGCGCCGGCCGCAUCGCCCGCCGCCGCGUGCCUCGACGUGCCGGGGGCGGAAGGCGGGGGUGGGGGCGAGCCGCCGCCCCCAGGGCAGGCCCCCGAUAAGGCAUCCGGCGCCGGCGUCACCACCGUCACCUCGUUCGUCGGCAGCAGCCGCAGACACCGCCUCGUCCGGUCGCAGGUGAACAGCUCCGAGUACUUCAGCGUGAGCUUCGAGCUGCCCAGCGGCGCGGACGCGGGCCCGGACGAGUUCGUCGCGGCGUGUCGCGGCGUCACGCUAGCGUGA